This is a messenger RNA of Amborella trichopoda, 856 nucleotides long. Its product is annotated as Cyclophilin-like peptidyl-prolyl cis-trans isomerase family protein. Gene Ontology annotation, molecular function: cyclosporin A binding; peptidyl-prolyl cis-trans isomerase activity. Lineage: Eukaryota; Viridiplantae; Streptophyta; Magnoliopsida; Amborellales; Amborellaceae. Gene Ontology annotation, cellular component: cytoplasm; intracellular membrane-bounded organelle. Gene Ontology annotation, biological process: protein folding; protein peptidyl-prolyl isomerization. The record is from RefSeq and is a predicted model, not a curated record.
UCAAGAGGAGUGUCAUUUUAAUUUCUUAAGUACCGCCAGAGGGACAGCUUCUCAGGCCCUGCGUUCCAAUGGCUUCUGCACCAGUGGAAUGGCACCUCAGGCCCCCAAACCCUAAAAAUCCCAUUGUUUUCUUUGAUAUAACCAUUGGUUCAAUCCCAGCUGGCAGGAUUAAGAUGGAGCUUUUUGCUGACAUUAUCCCGAAAACAGCCGAAAACUUCAGGCAAUUCUGCACUGGUGAAUAUAGGAAAGCAGGAAUUCCAGUUGGAUAUAAAGGAUGCCAGUUUCAUCGGGUUAUCAAGGAUUUUAUGAUCCAAGCUGGUGAUUUUCUGAAGGGGGAUGGAAGUGGAUGUGUGAGUAUUUAUGGAAGCAAGCUUGAGGAUGAAAACUUCAUUGCAAAGCAUACAGGUCCUGGUCUCCUUUCAAUGGCAAACAGUGGGCCAAACACUAAUGGAUGCCAGUUCUUCAUAACGUGUGCAAAAUGUGACUGGCUGGACAAUAAGCAUGUUGUAUUUGGGAGAGUUUUGGGAGAGGGCCUCUUGGUGGUUAGAAAAAUCGAGAACGUCUCAACGGGGCCUAACAACCGGCCAAAGCUUGCCUGUGUCAUAGCUGAAUGUGGGGAAAUGUGAAACCACAACACAAAAUUUGCAUUUUAGACACUCUUUCGAUAACAUGUUGUCUUGCCCUUCUGAUAUAUGUUUCUAGAUGGGUUAUUCCUUGACUGCAGUUGUAAUUAAUGAAUGGUACUAUGGGUGUAUAUACUGCACACUAUGUCUAACAAUGAUAUUGACAUAGAACUUGUGAAUACUCGAUUAAAACUUUGACUGGGAAUGAAUCUUAGGAACAAAUGUUGGUCCAA